This is a messenger RNA of Aspergillus saccharolyticus JOP 1030-1, 1998 nucleotides long. RefSeq lists its product as uncharacterized. The coding region runs from base 84 to 1913 and encodes 609 amino acids. The record is from RefSeq and is a predicted model, not a curated record. The transcript has a single exon. NCBI's taxonomy places the organism in Eukaryota, Fungi, Ascomycota, Eurotiomycetes, Eurotiales, Aspergillaceae. Gene Ontology annotation, cellular component: mitochondrion.
CGGUGCUCCAUUUUUUUAAGUCCGCAAAAACCUGGGGGUGUUUUUCUUUUCAUUUAUCUUGCAAUUACCACGGCAAUAGUAAGAUGAGUGCUCGCAACUCUGGCGCCUGGCUGGCCCUGGCUCGCGUGACUCGCAAUACCUCUGUCCCAUUCCUCUAUCAGACUCGCACACUCUCCGCUGUGCCUGGUUGGCGAUAUCCGCACUGGCGCGAGCACAUUCAAACAGCGUCGAUCUCGACCGAGGCACAACAGCAGCGACAAAAGCAAGAUGCUACUACAACAGGAUCUUCGGGCAGCUCAGCAAACGAAAGCACACCAUCGAAACCCCGGUCCGGACGCCGCAGUUUCCUCAAACGCAAAGCCGCUUCGGUAUCUCCUCUCGCCGACACCACCACCACCGCAGCUCAGCCCUCCAUCACAGGCACUCAGCGUCCCGUAAUGACUAGCAGCGAGAAACAAGCCUUUGGUGAACUUCUCGAGACGCUCGGCGUCAAACCCGAUACUCAAGCCGAUGCUCCAUUGGCAGCCUGGCCACCGCCGCCACCGCAACCCUCAAGCGCUGACGUUUCCUUCUACAACGAAUCCUCUGAAUCCUCGGCCGACUCCGAGUCCCUGUCUAAGGACAUCACCGACGAAGAACGCCAGGAAAUCUCGCAAAUCUCCGCCAUCUUCGAAUCCGUCCUCCAGGAUCUGAAGGAGCGCAAGGUCCGGCAGCAGCGGCAGGAACAGAGGAAACUGGAGCAACAGGGCAAGUCAUCCCUGGUGAUGGCGGACUCGACUUCGUAUCAUGCGGGAGGCGACGAUCCGGCUGCGUUGCCGGGGAGUACAUCGAUGGUAGAGUUCAUCGAGACGCGGAUGCGGAGCGGUGAUUUCGUCAACGCGCAGUUGGCGGACUGGGUUGAGCGACGACUCGUCACCUCGGAGCAGGCGGUCGAGGCAGUCGUGCUGCGCGAGAGUCGCGUAAUCGAGGCGGAGAUGCAGAGGUCGGUCAGGAAGAUCAGCGGUGACAGGAAGAUCUGGAAGACUUGUCGUGAGACCAUCUUCCCGCUCGUGCGUGUUCUAGAAGAGGAUUUGGGGAUGGGAGUGGCGCCUGAUAACGCGGACCAGGCGGAUGAGAUGGAGGUGCAGGACAGCCAAUCUGGGGAGAUGGUCUUAAUACCGGAGGAAUCAUCGUCGGCGAGCGUGGAGGAGCAAGCCCAGGGUCCGGAACAGGCGGUCAUUGAGUCACAGGAGGCCGAGACGCCGGCAAAUGAAGAUGAGGAAGUACAGCAGGAGGUGGUGGUGGAGGAGCAGGAGAAGGAGGACGAGAUGACUGUCAAUGAGAGGAUCAAACAGGCCGGCGGGAAGUACAAAUUAACCGUUCCUGCGGGUGUCCCCGUUUCCUCGGUCGUGGCCGAGCUCUAUCCCAAGAUGCUUUUGGCUGCCUUUCGCCUGCUGAACCUGCACUUCCCGAUGUCGUCACUCAUCGGCCAGUUCCGAGCCACUAUCCGCCUGAUGGGUCCCACGUCCGCCAUGCUGGGCGGCUCGACCGGGCUCUACAACGACCUCAUCUACUUCUACUGGCGCGGGUGCCAGGAUCUUCCGGCUGUGGUUGCCCUCAUGCGCGAGAUGGAGGUUACGGGUGUUGAGCCGGACGCACGUACGGUGCGUAUCUUGAGUUCAAUAAACACGCAGCGCACGCGCGAUCUCAAGACGCACUGGCAGCGUCAUGUCAGCUCGCUCCCGGCGCGGAAAGAUCCGUCCGAGAAGGUGCACGUAGGCCGCGAGACGUGGUGGGACCUGGCGCCCAACCGCAAGGCCUACUGGAUCCUGUGUGGGAAGGAUGGGUAUGUCGACAAGUUGAAAGCGCGGUACGAAGAGCUGCAGCGCAACGAGCAGCCGGCCAAGGCCUCCCAAAGCCGAAGCAAGGCAUAGUGUAAGCUCUGUAGAGAGCCUCAGAAAGAUCGAAUAUAUUGUACAGUACUUAUACAAACCCUAUGAAUAGAACACAGAAUUCUCC